This is a messenger RNA of Camelina sativa (false flax), 993 nucleotides long. Lineage: Eukaryota; Viridiplantae; Streptophyta; Magnoliopsida; Brassicales; Brassicaceae. The record is from RefSeq and is a predicted model, not a curated record.
AUGGACGGCUUACCUAUGCAUCUCCUCAACGAAAUUCUCUUCAGAGUGAAUCUCCGAUCUUUGGCGAUGAUCCAAUGCACAAAUAGAUCCCUCCAAUCGCAUAUAUCAAACGACCCGUAUUUUAAAUCCGAGUACUUUUCUCGGCUCGGAUCUGGUUUACUUCACAUCUCCCCCUAUGGCUCUAAGUUGAUUUCCUACCACUCUUUGGGCGAUUCUAAGCCACCGAGGACGGAAAACGUAUCAGAGAGGUGUCUGAUUCUUGGCUCUUGCUCUGGCCUUCUUUUAUUCUCCGUUGAUGGUGUUAAUGGUGUGUGCGUUGCAAAUCCUAUCACAAAAAAUACAAGCGAUCUCGACAACCGUAUGAGAAAACCUGUUUACUUGAACGGAUCUCUUCACUGGCUACGGAACGACGGAAGCAUCGUUGCUUUCAACCCGGAAACAGAGCAAGCAAGACUAAUCCCGACCAGAUUUCCCAAGGAACUGAGUUCGAAAACCUUGUUCGCUGCUGACAACAAGAGCCUAGCUUUGAUAUCGGCCACAGAGAAAGUGAUAUACGUUUAUUAUGCACUCGAGAGUAUUCUCACUGAUCCCAAGUGGGUUCUCGGGAGGCGAAUCCGGAACGGAGUGCUGGACGAAAAGAGGCUGAUUCGUUGGAACGUGGAAGCUUACGACGGCAUGUGUUUAGUGUUGAUGGAGACUAAGAAUGACCACGAAAACUCUAACGUGCGAAUGCUUCAUGGGUACGACUUGAGAGCUAACAAUUGGGGGCUCAUGGGUUCGAUUUUAGUGUGGUGCGAUGCCACGAUAGACUUUUUUCAGUUUGCACCGUCGUCAUCUUAUGUGAUAGGACUUCGGGAGAAAGAGGGGAUGAUAUGGGCUUGUGAUCAUCGAAGCAUCUGCUGUGUAAGAUCAAUUAUGGGACUGGUGAGUGAUGGAAUUUUAUCAGAAAAUAUGGGAAAACAAGUUUGGGAAACAUCGGUCACAAAAAGAUAA